CUGGUCUUUGCAAUUUAUUUAGAACCUUUCUGUUUAUCUCUAAUAAGUAACGAAAAAAUCAAUGGUUAUAAGCUUGAAUCGUCCCAUGUUAAAGUGCUUGCAUAUGCUGAUGACGUCGCAAUCUUUUGUACAGAUCGCCAAAGUGUACUAGAGACGAUAAGCGAUGCUAAAAGAUAUUGCAGGCAAACCGGAUGCGAGAUCAAUUGGGACAAGAGCAUCGGAUUUUGGCACGGAACUUGGGACAACACACCGUCUGUCUUUGCCAAUUUACAAUGGUCCGUGUCUCCUACGAAAUAUUUGGGGGUACCGCUUGAGCACUACGAGAGUGCCGCGCAGUACUGGGAGGAAGAGACGUCGCGCGUAAAAGAGAAAACCGGAGGAUGGCAGGGUCAUGAUUUGUCAAUGUUUGCAAGGGCAACGGUUUGUAAUUUGUAUUUAAUUGCCAAAGUGUGGUAUGUCCUCCAAUUUUUGUCGAUGACCCGUGUGAAUGUACAGAAAAUACACAGAGUAUUUGCUGUUUUUAUCUGGGGUUCCACUUGGGAAAGGGUCAGCCGUACCAACUUGUUUCGUCCUGUUCGAGAUGGUGGUCUUGGAUUGUCGCAUUUGUUCUUACGACAGAUUGUUUCUCGUUUUGUCUUCUUACGAGAUCGAAGUGAUUCAUUCUUGCGUACGAUGAUCCAGAUCCGUUUGAAAAGCGUUUUGCCUGAAUUUAUUGUGUCUAGUGCACAGCCUGUACACUAUCGGCUUAAAGGCUACUUGCGAGAGGUAGUCGACUCCCUUCGAAUAUUAAAAGCUCGGUUUUCCCUUCAGUACCUGAGCACAGUAACAAGAAAGAAACUUUACAAGGAUUUAGUUGAAGUUAUGAUGCCAGUGCCAUUGUACCGAAUGAAUUACUAUGGAGGCCCAGGACAAGAUGUUUUAAAAAGAGUUAAAAGGAUGCCAGUGAGAGCAAGCGUAAAGUCGUUCUUCUUUAAAUUGCAUACAUCUACCCUUCCGGUCAAAACAUGGAUAGCCGACAAAGGAAUAUUUGUACCAUGGACGACAAACUGUGCGCUAUGCAACAAGCCGGAGACCAUUGAGCACGCUUUCAUUGAGUGCUGGGAUGCAAUUUUUUAUUGGGACGUCUUGCAAAGAACUCUUAAAAAGGAACUGCCGAUAACAGCACACGGUAUACGUUUCCUGCCGGUAGACAGCCAUCAGGGCUUUCCGUACGACAUGAUAAUGCUCCUGGGCCUCCAUAGCCUUUGGAAGACACGGAUGGCGGUAACGCACGCCGAUGUGAAUGCGCGCUCAGCACGAGAAAACUUUGUUGAAAGCAUUAUCUUCAUACGCGAGAUAUAUCGUGUACAGGCAGAUCCGCCUGACUGGUUGGGUAUUCUUGAUGAAUUAGUGAAUUUCAAGAAAUUUUAGCUUGUCACGUUGGUCCAAGUAGCCCAACGGGCUUUUAUGUAUGUAUGUCAUUUUGUGAAUAAAAAAAAAAAAAAAAAAACUCGUGGCUCAGUGGUAACGUCUCCGUCUCACACUCCGGAGAACCUGGUUCGAUUCCCGCCAGCCCAUCUUGCAAGAUGUUUUUUAUUUAUGAAGUGCCUUUAUCGCUCGCCACCGACGCCGAUGACACCGGCUUUUCUGCGACACGAGCUCCUUAACGCUGUCGCGGUAAAAUUCAAGCGGGAGACACAUGGUGCGAUUUUGGGUGCGAUCGGUCGUACGACCACUCGCAUUGGCAGCCGCACUCAACAGGUUCUAAACCAAAUCUGCCACACGCGGCGCCCGAAUCGCACGCCACGCAUGCGACCAAUUGGGCCUCUUCGAUUUUCGGAGUUCUGGCAGCCCGCUGGGAGCCAGACGGCAGCCAGCUAGUUCCGGUUCUGACAGGAAGUCACGUGGGCUGGGAUCCCAAGACAACCCGAACCUGCCCGAAGU
Molecule: messenger RNA, 1923 nt
Organism: Dermacentor andersoni
Lineage: Eukaryota; Metazoa; Arthropoda; Arachnida; Ixodida; Ixodidae
Source: RefSeq, a predicted model, not a curated record